Messenger RNA from Sphenostylis stenocarpa, 396 nucleotides. Lineage: Eukaryota; Viridiplantae; Streptophyta; Magnoliopsida; Fabales; Fabaceae. The record is from the annotation of a GenBank genome assembly.
AUGUCGUGGCAAAACUACGUCGAUGACCACCUUCUCUGUGACAUCGAAGGUAACCGCCUCACUCACGCCGCCAUCAUCGGCCAAGACGGCGUCGUUUGGGCUCAGAGCGGCGGCUUCCCUCAGUGCAAAGCUGAGGAAAUAUCUGGAAUCAUGACUGACUUUAAUGAGCCUGGAUCGCUUGCUCCAACUGGAUUGUAUCUCGGUGGCACCAAAUAUAUGGUCAUCCAGGGUGAGCCUGGCUCUGUCAUUCGAGGGAAGAAGGGUCCUGGUGGUGCUACUGUCAAGAAGACAAAUCAGGCCUUGAUCAUUGGUAUUUAUGAUGAGCCAAUGACUCCUGGUCAAUGCAACAUGGUAGUUGAAAGGCUUGGUGAUUAUCUCAUUGAACAGGGUCUCUAA